This is a messenger RNA of Sesamum indicum (sesame), 3569 nucleotides long. RefSeq names its product putative LRR receptor-like serine/threonine-protein kinase At1g06840. Gene Ontology annotation, biological process: protein phosphorylation. Gene Ontology annotation, molecular function: ATP binding; protein binding; protein kinase activity. The record is from RefSeq and is a predicted model, not a curated record. Lineage: Eukaryota; Viridiplantae; Streptophyta; Magnoliopsida; Lamiales; Pedaliaceae.
GGGGAAAGGCCGUUCAACAAGAACAACUCCCUUUGAGAAAGUCAAAUGUCAAUAAAGCCAAUGCAGGAUUAAAUUACAGGAAUCGAGCCACUAUGUGCUAUGAUCUUUUUCAUUGUUGUGUAUAAAAUUCAAUAUUUUACAGUUGAAACUUUCACCAAAAGGAAAAGUAUGGCUGGUGCUGCCGUUAUCACCAGCAUAUCACCAGCAUAUCACCACCAUCAUAUAUCUAUGUAGCUAUCUAUAUCCAUCAAUGGCGAGUCAGUCAACUCAACCCGGGUGUCCUGCCGUUUGUUGCCUCUCCCUUUCAAGAUUCCAAGAACCCCUUUUUGUUGGUCUGCAAGAACACCUGCAGCAAACUCGUGCAAGUUGAGCUAAGUGUAGGAGAUGACUAACAAUCUCGGGGAAAUGGUGUGUCUUGGAACGUCACAGCUAAGUUCUGGCAAGCUUGGAAGAAACAUACUUGUUUGCUUGUGUCUGUCUUUGUUGUUUAUCAGCGCAAAAAGCAAAAGAACGCAUCCAGCUGAAGUGAGUGCAUUGCGAUCCAUCAAGGGGAGUUUGAUUGAUCCUUACAAAAAUCUCCGCAACUGGAACAGAGGGGAUCCAUGCACUUCAAAUUGGACUGGCAUUAUCUGCCAUAAUAUUACACUCAGUGACGGUUACUUCCACAUUAAAGAAUUGUUGUUGUUAAAUAGCAAUCUAUCUGGAAGUUUAUCUCCAGAACUUGGUCGAUUAUCUUAUUUGGAGAUACUGGAUUUUAUGUGGAACAAUAUUAAUGGCACUAUUCCAAAGGAGAUAGGCAACAUUACAACGUUGGAGCUGCUGCUUCUAAGUGGAAAUAAACUAACUGGUUUCUUGCCUGAUGAGCUUGGUUAUCUAUCCAACUUGGACAGAAUUCAAAUCGAUGAGAAUCAAAUAUCUGGACCAAUACCAUUGUCCUUUGCUAACUUGAGCAAAGCAAAACACUUUCACAUGAACAAUAAUUCACUCAGUGGGCAAAUACCACCGGUGCUGUCUCGACUUCCAGUUCUUGUUCAUUUGUUGCUUGACAAUAACAACUUUUCAGGAGAUCUUCCACCUCAACUGUCUGAAUUGCCUCAUCUACUAAUACUUCAACUCGACAAUAAUAACUUUAAUGGGAGUACAAUUCCCUCUUCAUAUGGCAACAUGUCUCACCUGGUGAAAUUGAGUCUAAGGAACUGCAGUUUGCGGGGGUCAAUUCCUGACUGGAGCAAUAUGUCUAAUAUUGCUUACAUAGAUUUAAGCCUGAAUCAGCUUAGUGGACCCAUACCAACUGGUGCACUUUCUGAGAAUAUCACAACUAUUGAUCUCUCUUACAACAAUCUGAAUGGAACUAUUCCCGCCACCUUCUCGAAGCUUCCCCAUUUACAGAAAUUGUCACUUGCAAAUAAUUUAUUGAUUGGUCCUGUCCCGUCCAUCAUUUGGCAAAACAGGACUCUAAAUGCAUCCGAGAAGCUCAUUCUGGACUUUGAGAACAAUAAGUUUUCAAACAUUUCAGGCAGUCUUUCGGUACCUCCCAACGUCACCAUUGGACUUCAGGGGAAUCCUCUAUGCUCAAAUGAGAACGUAAGUCAGUUCUGCGCGCCACAUGAAGUAGAUUUCAGUAAUACCGUAAACAUUACAAGACUCAAUGAUUGCCCUCAGUCUUGUCCACCUCCGUACGAGUAUGCCCCAGCAUCUCCUGCUAUCCGUUGCUUUUGUGCUGCUCCGCUGUACAUUGGAUAUCGCUUAAAGAGUCCUGGGUUCUCAUAUUUUCUUCCAUAUUUCAAUAAAUUUGAGGAGAACCUAGGUUCUGGACUUGGGUUGAAUCUACAUCAGCUUCAGAUCGAUUCUGCUGCAUGGCAAAAGGGGCCUCGUCUUAGAAUGUACCUGAAGAUUUUCCCAACAUACGCAAAUAAGAGCAAACAGUUGCUCAACAGGAGUGAGGUUGAGCGGAUUCUUAGCCUGUUUGGUGGGUGGAGGAUUCGCGAUAACCCAGUGUUUGGACCUUUCGAGUUUCUCAAUUACACACUUCCAGAUCCUUAUGAAGAUGAAUUCCACCGGUCUCCAUCGUCCAUAAACAAGGGAGCACUAGCAGGCAUUAUUAUAGGAACAAUCGCUGGAUCAGUCACUCUAUCUGCAUUUGUUUCGCUUCUUAUCUUGAGACGCCGCAUCCAGAAACAUCACCAAUCUUCGAAAAGACAUUUGCUAUCUAGGAUAUCCAUCAAAAUCGAUGGCGUGAAAGAUUUUAGUUAUGCUGAAACGGCACUGGCAACAAAUAAUUUCAGUAGCUUGAGUCUGGUUGGACAAGGAGGUUACGGGAAGGUGUAUAGAGGCACUCUUGCUGAUGGAACCAUUGUGGCAAUAAAGCGUGCUCAAGAGGGAUCACUGCAGGGUGAAAAGGAGUUUCUUACAGAGAUAGAACUCUUGUCGAGAUUACACCACAGAAACUUGGUGUCGUUGAUUGGAUAUUGUGACGAAGAAGGCGAACAGAUGUUGAUUUAUGAGUUCAUGUCUAAUGGCACGUUGAGAGAUCACCUGUCUGGUAAGUUUAAAGCGCCUAUGAGUUUCUCUAUGAGAGUAAGAACAGCAUUAGGUGCAGCCAGAGGCAUCCUUUAUCUUCACACGGAAGCCAAUCCUCCAAUAUUUCAUCGGGAUAUCAAGGCAACCAACAUAUUGUUGGACUCUAAGUAUACCGCCAAGGUUGCUGAUUUUGGGCUGUCACGUCUCGCUCCAGAGCCGGAGCUUGAUGGAUCUGUGCCUGCUCAUGUAUCUACGGUUGUCAAGGGGACACCGGGAUACCUUGAUCCGGAGUAUUUCCUAACUCAUGAGCUGACCGAUAAGAGUGACGUCUACAGCCUUGGGGUUGUAUUCAUGGAGCUGAUAACAGGAAUGCACCCUAUUUUUCAUGGCAAAAACAUCGUGAGAGAGGUCAAAACUGCAUACCGUUCAGGCAUGAUAUUCUCAGUCAUUGACGAGCGGAUGGGCUCUUAUCCUUCCGAAUGUGUUGAAAAGUUUGUUAUUCUAGCGCUCAAGUGUUGCCAAGACGAAACGGAUGAGAGGCCUUCAAUGGCAGUAGUGGUCAGAGAACUUGAAAACAUAUGGAGCAUGAUGCCAGAAUCUGAUUCCAAGAUAACGGAAUCCGUAGUCAGCAAGCCUGAAAUGGUGCCGACUCCACCGUCAUCAAUAUCAUCAUCAUCAUCAAUAUCAUCAUCAACGUCUACAUUGAGGACUCCUUAUGUUUCACAAGAUGUCUCCAGCAGCGAUCUUGUCAGUGGAGCCAUCCCCACCGUUGCUCCCAGGUGAUUUCCAUCAAUGGUGUUUUGUCAUAGUUCUCUGUACAGUGAUUAUUUUAGUUGCAUUUGUGCAUCAGCAGAAAACAGCUUACUGGUUUUAGUGUAGAGACAUAGAUUGUAUCAGAUUGGGUCAAAUGCAACACAUCUCCAUUUGAAAAAUACUGAUGAGCAGAAAAUCUCCUAAAACAAUGGAAUUGCUGAACUUUAAAACUUGUUAUUCUUGUAUAAGAUAAAUUACAUUAACACCGUGUGAGGUCAAGUCAAAUUAUAUAAACA